AAAAAUUGAAUCGAAGAGCGGCGUAUAACAUUACUGAAAAGAGCUAUGAGUCUAUGACACAUCGGGCAGAGAGCACGCACAGAGUUUAAAGGAUUCUUCGAAAUUCACACCCAACACCUCACUCUCACAACACAAACUUCUCAUACCCAAAAAAAUAAAUCUCUCUUUAUUUACUCUGUCUGUGUUCUUGCAAAGCCCUAACGGUCAACCAAUCUAUGAUGUAGGGAAAAAGAAAUGGUUUUUUUUAGCUUUCUGGCUACAUAUGAAAUGAAGUUAUGAUUAGGGUAAAUUUUAAGUAGGUUUCAUUUUGGGUUUUGGAGGGUUGAUUUCUAUAUAUAUUUUUUCUGUUUGGUGUUGAAUAAUUGAAAUGGAAGGAGGGUCUGGCAAUAAUUCUGUACCUCCUUCUCCUACGUUUGAUAAAUCCAGAGUUUUGGAUGUUAAACCUUUGCGUAGUUUGGUACCUGUGUUUCCAUCAAGCCCCCAUACUCCACCAUUUGUUUGUGCACCUCCUUCUGGUCCGUUUCCAUCUGAGUUUUCCCCAUUUUACCCUUUUAGUGGACCCCAACCUGCCCCUCCUGACCUCAAUCAACAGACCCACACUCCAGCACCCCUUCGCUCUUUUCGGCCGCCACAAUCAAAUGGGCAGAUAUCGAGAGAUGUUAAUACAGAUGAUGGGCCGCCAAAGCGUUCUGUGGGGCGGCCAAGGGCCUCCUCCUCCUCCUCUCAAAAGAGGGCCAAGAAAGACCUGGACUUUACAUUGUCUGUUGUUGAUACUAAUUUUGUUGUGGGCGUUACUUCCGCUCAAAAAGAGGAUGGUGAUAGGGAAGUGGUUAAUAAUGUUCUAAUGAGGUUUGAUGCCCUUAGAAGAAGGCUUAGCCAGUUAGAGGAUUCUAAGGAAUCUCCGUCUGGGCUAAUUAGGCGUGCAGACUUGAAAGCGGGGAAUAUUUUGAUGAGCAAAGGGGUCAGGACGAAUAUGAGGAAGAGAGUUGGAGUGGUUCCUGGGGUCGAGGUUGGAGAUAUUUUCUUUUUUCGAAUGGAGAUGUGUUUGGUCGGGUUGCAUUCCCAGUCCAUGGCCGGAAUUGAUUACAUGGUUAUAAGAGGUGAUAUUGAAGAAGAUCCACUGGCAGUAAGUAUUGUUUCAUCUGGUGGGUAUGAUGAUGAGGCAGAGGAUAAGGAUGUGUUAAUUUAUAGUGGGCAGGGUGGUAAUGUCAAUAGCAACAAAAAGGAUAAGCAAGCAGCGGAUCAGAAGCUUGAGAGGGGUAACCUUGCAUUGGAGAGGAGCUUGCACCGUGCCAAUGAAGUGAGAGUCAUUCGGGGAAUGAGGGAUGUAAUUAGUCCAACAGCAAAAGUCUAUGUGUAUGAUGGGCUUUAUAGGAUCCAGGAGUCGUGGGUUGACAAGGGGAAGUCUGGUUGCAAUAUAUUCAAGUAUAAGUUGGUUAGAGUGCCUGGGCAGCCAGGUGCUUUUGCUGUUUGGAAAUCAAUUCAGCAGUGGAGAGAAGGGUUCUCUACAAGGGUUGGACUAAUUCUUCCGGACCUCACUUCAGGGAGUGAAAGUAUACCUGUUUCGCUUGUAAAUGAUGUGGAUGAAGAGAAGGGACCUGCUUACUUCACCUAUUUCUCUACUGUCAAGUAUAUUAAAUCAUUUAAAUUGACAGAGCCAUCUUAUGGAUGCAACUGCCGUAGUGCAUGCUCUCCAGGUGAUCUAAACUGCUCUUGCAUUAGGAAAAAUGGUGGCGACUUCCCAUAUACUGCCAAUGGGGUCCUAGUUAACAGGAGGCCAUUGAUCCAUGAAUGUGGUCCCACAUGUCCAUGCAUUCCCAACUGUAAGAACCGAGUGUCGCAAACUGGUUUAAAGAUUCGCUUGGAAGUGUUUAAAACAAAAGACAAAGGUUGGGGCCUGCGGUCAUGGGAUCCUAUUCGUUCUGGUACUUUUAUUUGUGAAUAUGCAGGUGAAGUUAUAGAAAAAGUUAAGUCAAGGCAGGAUGGAGAAGGUGAAGAUGAUGAUUACGUGUUUGAUACAACCCGUGUUUAUGAGCCAUUCAAAUGGAAUUGUGAACCAGGACUCAUAGAGGAGGACGGUAAUGACACUACUGAGGAAUACAACAUCCCUUCUCCUCUAAUCAUAAGUGCCAAGAAUGUUGGAAAUGUAGCUCGAUUUAUGAAUCAUAGUUGUAGUCCAAAUGUUUUCUGGCAGCCAGUGGCAUAUGAACACAACAGUGAGUCCUAUGUUCACAUUGCCUUUUUUGCAUUAAGACACAUUCCCCCUAUGACAGAAUUGACCUAUGACUAUGGGACUUCACGCUCGGAUGAGGCUGAUGGUAGUGGUACACCGCAUGGAAAAAAGAAAUGCUUAUGUGGAUCACCAAGAUGCCGGGGUUAUUUUGGUUGAAGGUUGUCUAUGAACUAGCAUGGUGGCUGCAAGCAGGGUCACAGCUGACAAGCAAUUCCCAGCUGGUGCAGAUGCUAUGUCAGUUUCUAGCGUUUACUUGCUAAUGAAGUGUUUAUUACUCCGUUAAAUUGGCACAACUUUUGGUUUUUUUCUUCUCACUGUGCUCAGCCAAGCUAGCGUAGAUUGUCGUCCAACGGCAGCUUCAACUUGCAACCUCGAACAGAGGUCCUCUGCCUUUUAAUUUUGUGCAGGACCACAAUUUAGUGUACUAGGGCUUGUAGUUUACGGCAAUACAAUGACAGAUAAUAGAUUAGCGUUACUGCUUGUACUUGUGCUUGUAACUGAAAGUAUCUUGUACUGUAUUCAUAUUGUAGCUAAGGCAGUGUCUUUGGACAUGCCAUGGAAUGUUUAAUCUUCUGUAUGAUCCGAUCUGUAACCAGCCAAUCAGUGCCUUCUUUUCUUCUCCCCUAUGAUUAUUUUUUUCAAUCCCUUCGGAGAUGACAUCUUGUCAAAUUCGAGUGUGCUUUUUCCCGAACAUUAUUAUAAAAAUUUUGGAGUUUUUUACAAA
Molecule: messenger RNA, 2957 nt
Organism: Jatropha curcas
Lineage: Eukaryota; Viridiplantae; Streptophyta; Magnoliopsida; Malpighiales; Euphorbiaceae
Product: histone-lysine N-methyltransferase, H3 lysine-9 specific SUVH3
Cellular component (GO): nucleus
Molecular function (GO): histone methyltransferase activity; protein binding; zinc ion binding
Source: RefSeq, a predicted model, not a curated record